This is a messenger RNA of Anastrepha ludens (Mexican fruit fly), 696 nucleotides long. RefSeq lists its product as uncharacterized. The transcript is spliced from 2 exons. Lineage: Eukaryota; Metazoa; Arthropoda; Insecta; Diptera; Tephritidae. The record is from RefSeq and is a predicted model, not a curated record. Bases 252 to 602 code for a protein of 116 amino acids.
AUGGAGUAAUAAGAGUAGACAAUAAAUGGGUUAAUAGGCCACAAUGAUACCAAGAAAUGCCAGCCAAAUAGUAUUGCCAACAUUUUUAUCAGAAUUGAAAAAUUGGGUAUAAAAUGUGAAGCAUUUAGCUGAAUGUGACACAGUUGACAAGCGAACGCAAAAAAAUCAACUCGAAAUUCUUCAGUGGAGUUUUGAAGUAUUACACGAAAAAAGUUCAAUUUUGUUUAAUAUUAAAGGAAGUACUUUUAAAAAUGAAAGCAAUUUACCUGAUUUUCCUGCUUGUCGCCGGCACCUUCGUUUGCGCCAGUGCAAUUGAGCAAGUUAUUGGUACAAUUGCAUCAACUGCUACGAUUUUGGGCAUGACUACAGUACAACGACGCUUUCGUUUGGGCCAAGUGGUGACGGCUACUUAUACUUUUACCGGUGCUACUACUACCGCUCUUGUCACGGGCAUCAGGAUAAGAGACAACAAGCGUGCGGGGAAGAGUCCGGCUGUCGCAAUUACAAGCGGUGCACUAAACUCAAACACCGUCACGCUGACGUUCACAUCACAACGCGGCUUUGGAAUUAAUAGUCAAGUUACUGUCUAUGGCACGACAUAGAAAAUUCACAUUCACCAAACUUUUCUUUUUUCAAAUUAACACUUGACACUAGUUUUUAAGAUGAAUUAUAAAUAAAGCCUUUAUUCAUUUUUUU